Botrytis porri is the source of this 303-nucleotide messenger RNA. RefSeq lists its product as uncharacterized. The transcript is spliced from 2 exons. The coding region runs from base 1 to 303 and encodes 100 amino acids. The record is from RefSeq and is a predicted model, not a curated record. Lineage: Eukaryota; Fungi; Ascomycota; Leotiomycetes; Helotiales; Sclerotiniaceae.
AUGUAUAUGCGUACCCCAUUGAAGGACGAAUCCGAGAACUCCUGGCGACACUUAUUAUGCUCUGAUACGAAUGCGACCAAGGCAAAGCAGUUUAAGAAGUUAUUCGAAGAAAUUGAAGGUCUGGAAGUGGAUGUUUUGAGAUUGGUUGGGGGAUCGUUGAGUAGUCUUUCGAUGGGUAAAGUGGAUGGUGAGGGGUAUUCGAGGUCGUCGAUGUGGUGUCCGUUGACAGAAUUGAGGUUUGAUACGGGGUGUAUGUAUAAGGUUGGACAGUUUGUGAAGAGGUCGAAAUUGGGUGAUACUUGA